Messenger RNA from Ictidomys tridecemlineatus (thirteen-lined ground squirrel), 11684 nucleotides. NCBI's taxonomy places the organism in Eukaryota, Metazoa, Chordata, Mammalia, Rodentia, Sciuridae. The record is from RefSeq and is a predicted model, not a curated record.
AUGCCGCAGGGCUCCUGCCAGCCGUCCUCAGUUAAAAACGUGCUUAUGGAUGAUUUCACUGCCCCGCAGUCUCAUAUGAGGCUCUGUCGCUGCAGCGAUGAGCUAGGCGGGGGACAGCGGGAGGGACUCGAGGUCUGGCUGGGAAGGGAGCAAGGGGGGCCUUCGCGCUUCGGGACCGCGGGCGGAUCCCCAGACCUAAGCCAGGCUGUGCUGGCUGCUAAGCGGCGUGCCCCGAGGGGCGCGGGGCGCAGCCAGCACAGACAAAGAACCCGCGCCAGCGCCGUCCCUUCCUCCCUUUUUCUUCCCUUGCGCCCCUCUUCUCCUGCGCGACAGCUGGGCUGGAGGUUUCCUUUCCCCGGGGCUUUUACAUCACUCACUGCAGAUUCGCGGGCUCAGGGGCCCCGACAGCGCCCCCGCUCCAAGCAAGGGCUAGCACCCCUCCCUGCCCUUCCGGAUGCUAACCGGGCGCGGGCCGGGGCUCCGGGGAAGCGUGCGGUGCGCGCGGCGGUGGGCUAUUACCCCCGCUUUUCGCCCUUCUUUUUCCUGUGUACCCACCACGGGGAGCUGGAAGGGGAUGGGGAGCAGGGCGAGGUGCUCAUUUCCCUGCACAUUGCAGGCAACCCCACCUACUACGUACCGGGACAGGAAUACCAUGUGACAAUUUCAACGAGCACCUUCUUUGACGGCUUGCUGGUGACAGGACUGUACACCUCUACAAGUGUUCAAGCUUCACAGAGCAUUGGAGGUUCUAAUGCUUUUGGAUUUGGGAUCAUGUCUGACCACCAGUUUGGUAACCAGUUUAUGUGCAGUGUGGUGGCCUCUCAUGUGAGUCACCUGCCCACAACCAACCUCAGCUUCGUCUGGAUUGCCCCACCUGCUGGUACUGGCUGUGUCAAUUUCAUGGCUACAGCAACACACAGGGGCCAGGUUAUUUUCAAAGAUGCAUUAGCCCAGCAGUUGUGUGAACAAGGAGCUCCAACAGAGGCCACUACACACCCACAUCUAGCUGAAAUACAUAGUGACAGCAUUAUUCUACGAGAUGACUUUGACUCCUACCACCAACUGGAAUUAAAUCCAAAUAUAUGGGUUGAAUGUAACAACUGUGAAACUGGAGAACAGUGUGGUGCAAUUAUGCAUGGCAAUGCUGUCACCUUCUGUGAGCCAUAUGGUCCACGAGAAUUGACUACAACAGGCCUAAAUACAACUACAGCUUCUGUCCUCCAGUUUUCCAUUGGGUCAGGUUCAUGUCGCUUUAGUUACUCAGACCCUAGCAUCAUCGUGUCCUAUGCCAAGAACAAUACUGCAGACUGGAUUCAACUUGAGAAAAUUAGAGCCCCUUCCAAUGUCAGCACAAUCAUCCACAUCCUCUACCUUCCUGAAGACGCCAAAGGGGAGAGCGUCCAGUUUCAAUGGAAGCAGGAAAAUCUCCGUGUAGGUGAAGUGUAUGAAGCCUGCUGGGCCUUGGAUAACAUUCUGGUCAUCAAUUCCGCACAUAGACAAGUCAUUUUAGAAGACAAUCUUGACCCAGUGGACACUGGCAACUGGCUCUUCUUCCCUGGAGCAACAGUCAAGCAUAGCUGUCAGUCAGAUGGGAACUCUAUUUAUUUCCAUGGAAAUGAAGGCAGCGAGUUCAAUUUUGCCACCACCCGGGAUGUAGAUCUUUCUACAGAGGAUAUUCAAGAGCAAUGGUCAGAAGAAUUUGAGAGCCAACCUACAGGGUUGGACAUCUUGGGAGCUGUUGUCGGUACCGAGUGCGGAACAAUAGAAUCAGGUUUAUCAAUGGUCUUCCUCAAAGACGGAGAGAGGAAAUUAUGUACUGUCACUAUGCAAGUCUCAGGCUUUAACACCAUGAAAUUUUUAUUUGGUGCAGGAGGAAUUUGUGACCCUGGAGAUUCUCACGAAAAUGACAUCAUCUUGUAUGCAAAGAUAGAAGGAAGAAAAGAGCACAUUGCACUGGAUACUCUUUCUUAUUCCUCAUAUAAGGUUCCAUCUUUGGUGUCCGUGGUCAUCAACCCUGAACUUCAGACUCCUGCUACCAAAUUUUGUCUCAGGCAAAAGAACCAUCAAGGACAUAAUAGGAAUGUCUGGGCUGUAGACUUUUUCCACGUCUUACCUGUUCUCCCUUCUACAAUGUCUCACAUGAUACAGUUUUCUAUUAAUCUGGGAUGUGGAACACAUCAACCUGGUAACAGUGUCAGCUUGGAGUUUUCUACUAACCAUGGGCGUUCCUGGUCCCUGCUGCACACUGAAUGCUUACCUGAGAUCUGUGCUGGCCCUCACCUCCCCCACAGCACCAUCUACUCCUCCGAAAACUACAGCGGGUGGAACCGAAUAACGAUUCCCCUCCCUAACGCAGCACUAACCCAAGACACCAGGAUCCGUUGGAGGCAAAUGGGACCAAUCCUUGGAAACAUGUGGGCGAUUGAUAAUGUUUACAUUGGUCCAUCGUGUCUCAAGUUCUGUUCUGGCAGAGGACAAUGCACUCGACAUGGUUGCAAAUGUGACCCUGGGUUUUCUGGCCCAGCUUGUGAGAUGGCAUCCCAGACAUUCCCAAUGUUUAUUUCGGAAAGUUUUGGCAGUUCCAGGCUCUCCUCCUACCAUAACUUUUACUCUAUCCGUGGUGCUGAAGUCAGCUUUGGCUGUGGUGUCCUCGCUAGCGGUAAGGCCCUGGUUUUCAAUAAAGAUGGGAGACGCCAGUUAAUUACAUCCUUCCUGGACAGCUCCCAAUCCAGGUUUCUCCAGUUCACACUGAGACUGGGGAGCAAGUCUGUUCUGAGCACAUGCAGAGCCCCGGACCAGCCUGGUGAAGGUGUUCUAUUGCAUUAUUCUUAUGAUAAUGGGAUAACUUGGAAACUCUUGGAGCACUAUUCAUAUCUCAACUACCAUGAGCCCAGAAUAAUCUCUGUAGAAUUACCAGAUAAUGCAAGACAGUUUGGAAUUCAGUUCAGAUGGUGGCAACCAUAUCAUUCUUCCCAGGGGGAAGACGUGUGGGCUAUUGAUGAAAUUAUCAUGACGUCUGUUCUAUUCAACAGCAUUAGUCUUGAUUUUACCAAUCUUGUGGAGGUCACUCAAUCUCUAGGAUUCUACCUUGGAAAUGUUCAGCCAUACUGUGGCCAUGACUGGACCCUUUGUUUUACAGGAGAUUCUAAACUUGCCUCAAGUAUGCGCUAUGUGGAAACCCAAUCAAUGCAGAUAGGCGCUUCCUAUAUGAUUCAGUUCAGUUUGGUGAUGGGAUGUGGCCAGAAAUACACCCCCCACAUGGACAACCAGGUGAAGCUGGAGUACUCAACCAACCAUGGCCUUACCUGGCAUCUUGUCCAGGAAGAAUGCCUUCCAAGUAUGCCGAGUUGUCAAGAAUUUACAUCAGCAAGUAUUUACCAUGCCAGUGAGUUCACACAGUGGAGAAGAGUCAUAGUGCUUCUUCCCCAGAAAACUUGGUCCAGUGCCACCCGCUUCCGAUGGAGUCAGAGCUACUACACAGCUCAGGAUGAGUGGGCUUUGGACAGCAUUUACAUCGGGCAGCAGUGCCCCAACAUGUGCAGUGGGCACGGCUCAUGUGACCAUGGCAUGUGCAGGUGUGACCAAGGAUACCAAGGCACUGAAUGCCAUCCAGAAGCUGCACUUCCUUCCACAAUUAUGUCAGAUUUUGAGAACCAGAAUGGUUGGGAGUCUGACUGGCAAGAAGUAAUUGGGGGAGAAAUUGUAAAACCAGAACAAGGAUGUGGAGUUGUCUCUUCUGGAUCAUCUCUGUACUUCAGCAAGGCUGGGAAAAGACAAUUGGUGAGCUGGGAUCUGGAUACCUCUUGGGUGGACUUUGUCCAGUUCUACACCCAGAUAGGCGGAGAGAGUGGUGCGUGCAACAAACCCGACAGCAGAGAGGAGGGCGUCCUCCUCCAGUACAGCAACAACGGGGGCAUCCAGUGGCACCUGCUGGCAGAGAUGUACUUCUCAGAUUUCAGCAAGCCAAGAUUUGUGUAUCUGGAGCUUCCAGCUGCUGCUAAGACCCCUUGCACCAGGUUCCGCUGGUGGCAGCCCGUGUUCUCUGGGGAGGACUAUGACCAGUGGGCAGUAGAUGACAUCAUUAUUCUGUCAGAGAAGCAGAAGCAGGUUAUUCCAGUUGUGAACCCAACUUUACCCCAGAACUUUUAUGAGAAGCCAGCGUUUGAUUACCCUAUGAAUCAAAUGAGUGUGUGGUUGAUGUUGGCUAAUGAAGGAAUGGUUAAAAAUGAAACCUUUUGUGCCACCACGCCUUCAGCCAUGGUGUUUGGAAAAUCAGAUGGAGAUCGAUUUGCAGUAACUCGAGAUUUGACCCUUAAACCUGGAUAUGUGCUACAGUUCAAGCUAAACAUAGGAUGUGCCAAUCAGUUCAGCAAUACUGCCCCAGUUCUUCUUCAGUACUCUCAUGAUGCUGGAAUGUCCUGGUUUCUGGUGAAAGAAGGCUGUUUCCCAGCUUCUACAGGCAAAGGAUGCGAAGGGAGCUCCAGGGAACUGAGUGAGCCCACCAUGUAUCAUACAGGGGACUUUGAAGAGUGGACAAGAAUCACCAUUGUUAUUCCAAGGACUCUUGCAGCCAGCAAAACCCGAUUUCGGUGGAUCCAGGAGAGCAGCUCACAGAAGAACGUGCCCCCGUUUGGCUUAGAUGGAGUGUACAUAUCUGAGCCUUGUCCCAGUUACUGCAGUGGCCAUGGGGACUGCAUCUCAGGCGUGUGUUUCUGUGACCUGGGGUACACUGCUGCACAAGGAACCUGUGUGUCAAAUAUCCCUAAUUACAGCGAGAUGUUUGAUAGGUUUGAGGGGAAGCUCAGCCCUCUGUGGUACAAGAUAACUGGUGGCCAGGUUGGAACUGGCUGCGGAACCCUUAAUGAUGGCAAGUCUCUUUACUUUAAUGGCCCUGGGAAAAGGGAGGCAAGAACUAUCCCUCUGGACACUAGAAAUAUCAGGCUUGUUCAGUUUUAUAUACAAAUUGGAAGCAAAACUUCAGGUAUUACCUGCAUCAAACCAAGGGCUAGAAAUGAAGGGCUUGUUGUUCAGUAUUCAAAUGACAAUGGGAUACUCUGGCAUUUGCUUCGAGAGUUGGACUUCAUGUCAUUUCUGGAACCACAGAUCAUUUCCAUUGACCUGCCACGGGAGGCAAAGACACCUGCAACAGCUUUUCGAUGGUGGCAACCACAACAUGGGAAGCAUUCAGCCCAGUGGGCUUUGGAUGAUGUCCUUAUAGGAAUGAAUGACAGCUCUCAAACUGGAUUUCAAGACAAAUUUGAUGGCUCUAUAGAUUUGCAAGCCAACUGGUAUCGAAUCCAAGGAGGUCAAGUUGAUAUUGACUGUCUCUCUAUGGAUACUGCUCUGAUAUUCACUGAAAACAUAGGAAAACCUCGUUAUGCUGAGACCUGGGAUUUUCAUGUGUCAGCAUCUACCUUCUUGCAGUUUGAAAUGAGCAUGGGCUGCAGCAAGCCCUUCAGUGCCUCCCACAGUGUACAGCUCCAUUCUCCCAGGACCCGGUUCAGAUGGAUUCAGGCCAACUACACCGUGGGUGCUGAUUCCUGGGCUAUUGAUAAUGUUGUACUGGCCUCAGGGUGCCCUUGGAUGUGCUCUGGAAGAGGGAUCUGUGAUGCUGGACGCUGUGUGUGUGACCGGGGCUUUGGUGGACCCUACUGUGUUCCUGUUGUUCCUCUCCCCUCAAUUCUUAAAGAUGAUUUCAAUGGGAAUUUGCAUCCUGAUCUGUGGCCUGAAGUGUAUGGUGCAGAGAGAGGGAAUCUGAAAGGUGAAACCAUCAAAUCUGGAACGUCUCUCAUCUUUAAAGGGGAAGGACUGAGGAUGCUUAUUUCAAGAGAUCUAGAUUGCACCAAUACUGUGUAUGUCCAGUUUUCACUUAGAUUUAUAGCAAAAGGUACCCCAGAGAGGUCUCACUCUGUUUUGCUACAAUUUUCUAUCAAUGGAGGAAUCACUUGGCACCUGAUGGAUGAAUUUUACUUCCCUCAAACGACCAAUAUACUUUUCAUUAAUGUUCCCUUGCCAUACGGUGCCCAAACCAAUGCUACAAGAUUCAGACUUUGGCAACCUUAUAAUAAUGGUAAGAAAGAAGAGAUCUGGAUUGUUGAUGACUUUAUUAUUGAUGGAAAUAAUCUGAACAACCCUGUGAUGCUUCUGGAUACAUUUGACUUUGGGCCCAGAGAAGACAACUGGUUUUUCUAUCCUGGCGGUAACAUUGGUCUUUAUUGCCCCUAUUCUUCAAAGGGAGCACCUGAGGAAGAUUCAGCGAUGGUGUUCGUUUCCAAUGAAGUCGGUGAACACUCGAUUACCACCCGUGACCUCAAUGUGAAUGAGAACACCAUAAUACAAUUUGAGAUCAAUGUUGGAUGCUCCACUGAUAGCUCAUCUACUGAUCCAGUCAGACUGGAAUUUUCAAGGGACUUUGGGGCCACUUGGCACCUGCUGCUUCCCCUGUGCUACCACAGCAGCAGCCACGUCAGCUCCUUAUGCUCCACUGAGCACCACCCUAGCAGCACCUACUACGCGGGAACCACCCAGGGCUGGAGGAGGGAGGUCGUGCACUUCGGGAAGCUGCACCUUUGCGGAUCUGUACGCUUCAGAUGGUAUCAGGGAUUUUACCCUGCAGGCUCUCAGCCAGUGACAUGGGCCAUUGAUAAUGUCUACAUUGGUCCCCAAUGUGAAGAGAUGUGUAAUGGACACGGGAGCUGUGUCAAUGGAACCAAGUGUAUAUGUGAUCCUGGCUACUCAGGUCCAACCUGCAAAAUAAGCACCAAAAAUCCUGAUUUUCUUAAGGAUGAUUUUGAAGGUCAACUGGAAUCUGAUAGAUUCUUAUUAAUGAGUGGUGGAAAGCCAUCCCGGAAGUGUGGAAUCCUUUCCAGUGGAAACAACCUCUUCUUCAAUGAGGAUGGCUUGCGCAUGUUGAUGACUCGGGACCUGGAUUUAUCUCACGCUAGAUUUGUGCAGUUCUUCAUGAGACUGGGAUGUGGGAAAGGUGUUCCAGACCCUAGGAGCCAGCCUGUGCUUCUGCAGUAUUCUCUCAAUGGUGGCCUCACCUGGAGUCUCCUUCAAGAGUUUCUUUUCAGCAACUCCAGCAACGUGGGCAGGUACAUUGCCCUGGAAAUACCUUUGAAAGCCCGUUCUGGCUCUACUCGCCUCCGCUGGUGGCAGCCAUCUGAAAAUGGGCACUUCUACAGCCCCUGGGUUAUCGAUCAGAUUCUUAUUGGAGGAAAUAUUUCUGGUAAUACAGUCUUGGAGGAUGAUUUCACAACUCUGGAUAGUAGAAAAUGGCUGCUCCACCCAGGAGGCACCAAGAUGCCCGUAUGUGGCUCUACCGGUGAUGCCCUGGUCUUCAUUGAAAAGGCCAGCACCCGUUAUGUGGUCACCACAGACAUUGCUGUGAAUGAGGAUUCAUUCCUACAGAUAGAUUUUGCUGCCUCCUGCUCGGUCACAGACUCUUGCUAUGCUAUUGAACUGGAGUACUCAGUGGAUCUUGGAUUGUCAUGGCACCCACUGGUGAGGGACUGUCUGCCUACCAAUGUUGAAUGCAAUCGCUAUCAUCUGCAGCGGAUCCUGGUGUCAGAUACUUUCAACAAGUGGACCAGAAUCACUCUGCCUCUCCCGCCUUACACUAGGUCCCAAGCCACUCGUUUCCGUUGGCAUCAACCAGCUCCUUUUGACAAGCAACAGACAUGGGCAAUAGAUAACGUCUAUAUCGGGGAUGGCUGCAUAGACAUGUGUAGUGGCCAUGGGAGGUGCAUCCAGGGAGGCUGUGUCUGUGAUGAGCAGUGGGGUGGCCUAUACUGUGAUGAGCCUGAGACCUCCCUUCCAACCCAACUCAAAGACAACUUCAAUCGAGCUCCCUCCAACCAGAACUGGCUGACUGUGAACGGAGGAAAAUUGAGUACCGUCUGUGGGGCUGUGGCUUCGGGGCUGGCUCUCCAUUUCAGUGGGGGUUGUAGUCGAUUGCUAGUCACUGUGGAUCUAAACCUCACCAAUGCGGAGUUUAUCCAAUUUUACUUCAUGUAUGGAUGCCUGAUUACACCAAACAACCGUAACCAAGGUGUUCUCUUGGAAUACUCUAUCAAUGGAGGCAUUACCUGGAAUCUGCUAAUGGAAAUUUUCUAUGACCAGUACAGUAAACCUGGGUUUGUGAAUAUCCUUCUCCCUCCUGAUGCUAAAGAGAUUGCUACUCGCUUUCGCUGGUGGCAACCACGACACGAUGGCCUGGACCAGAAUGACUGGGCUAUUGACAAUGUCCUCAUCUCAGGCUCAGCUGACCAGAGGACUGUCAUGCUGGACACCUUCAGCAGUGCUCCAGUACCCCAGCAUGAGCGCUCCCCAGCAGACGCAGGCCCUGUUGGGAGAAUUGCUUUCGACAUGUUUAUGGAGGACAAAACUUCAGUGAAUGAACAUUGGCUAUUCCAUGAUGAUUGCACAGUAGAAAGGUUCUGUGACUCUCCUGAUGGUGUUAUGAUCUGUGGCAGUCAUGAUGGACGAGAAGUAUAUGCAGUGACCCAUGACCUGACUCCCACUGAAGGCUGGAUUAUGCAAUUCAAGAUCUCUGUUGGAUGCAAAGUAUCUGAAAAAAUUGCCCAGAAUCAAAUUCAUGUGCAAUAUUCUACUGACUUUGGUGUGAGCUGGAAUUAUCUAGUCCCUCAGUGCUUACCUGCUGACCCAAAAUGCUCUGGAAGUGUGUCUCAGCCAUCUGUAUUCUUUCCAACUAAAGGGUGGAAAAGAAUCACCUACCCACUUCCUGAAAGCCUCGUGGGAAAUCCAGUAAGGUUUAGGUUCUAUCAGAAGUACUCAGAUAUGCAGUGGGCAAUCGAUAAUUUCUACCUGGGCCCUGGAUGCUUGGACAACUGCCGGGGUCAUGGAGAUUGCUUAAAGGAGCAGUGCAUCUGUGAUCCGGGAUACUCUGGGCCAAACUGCUACUUGACUCACACUCUGAAGACUUUCCUGAAGGAGCGCUUUGACAGUGAAGAAAUCAAGCCUGACUUAUGGAUGUCUUUAGAAGGUGGAAGUACUUGUACUGAGUGUGGAAUUCUUGCUGAAGACACUGCACUCUAUUUUGGGGGAUCCACUGUGAGACAAGCUAUUACUCAAGAUUUGGAUCUCAGAGGUGCAAAAUUCCUGCAAUACUGGGGACGCAUCGGUAGUGAGAACAACAUGACCUCCUGCCAUCGGCCCAUCUGCCGGAAGGAAGGCGUGCUAUUGGACUACUCUACUGAUGGAGGAAUUACUUGGACUUUGCUCCAUGAGAUGGAUUUCCAGAAAUAUAUUUCUGUUAGACACGACUACAUACUUCUUCCCGAAGAGGCGCUCACCAACACCACUAGACUUCGCUGGUGGCAGCCUUUUGUGAUCAGCAAUGGAAUUGUGGUCUCCGGAGUGGAGCGUGCUCAGUGGGCGCUAGACAACAUUUUGAUUGGUGGGGCAGAAAUCAAUCCCAGUCAAUUGGUGGACACUUUUGAUGAUGAAGGCACUUCCCAUGAAGAAAACUGGAGUUUUUACCCUAAUGCAGUAAGGACAGCAGGAUUCUGUGGCAAUCCAUCCUUCCACCUCUACUGGCCAAAUAAAAAGAAGGACAAGACUCACAAUGCUCUCUCCUCCCGGGAACUCAUUAUACAACCAGGAUACAUGAUGCAGUUUAAAAUUGUAGUGGGUUGUGAAGCCACUUCCUGUGGUGACCUUCAUUCUGUGAUGUUGGAAUACACAAAGGACGCAAGGUCUGAUUCCUGGCAGCUCGUUCAGACUCAAUGCCUUCCUUCCUCUUCAAAUAGCAUUGGCUGUUCCCCUUUCCAGUUCCAUGAAGCCACCAUCUACAAUGCCGUCAACAGCUCCAGCUGGAAGAGGAUCACCAUCCAGCUGCCCGACCAUGUCUCCUCCAGUGCGACACAGUUCCGCUGGAUCCAGAAAGGGGAAGAAAUGGAGAAGCAAAGCUGGGCCAUUGACCAUGUGUACAUUGGAGAGGCUUGCCCCAAGCUCUGCAGUGGACACGGAUACUGUACCACUGGCGCCAUCUGCAUCUGUGAUGAGAGUUUCCAAGGUGAUGAUUGCUCUGUUUUCAGUCACGAUCUUCCUAGUUACAUUAAAGAUAAUUUUGAAUCAGCAAGAGUCACUGAAGCAAACUGGGAGACCAUUCAAGGUGGCGUAAUAGGAAGUGGCUGUGGGCAACUGGCACCCUAUGCCCAUGGAGACUCACUCUAUUUUAAUGGCUGUCAGAUAAGGCAAGCUGCUACCAAACCUCUGGAUCUCACUCGAGCAAGCAAAAUUAUGUUUGUUCUACAAAUUGGGAGCACAUCCCAGACGGACAGCUGCAACAGUGACCUGAGUGGCCCCCAUGCCGUGGACAAGGCAGUGCUGCUGCAGUAUAGCGUCAACAACGGCAUCACCUGGCAUGUCAUCGCUCAGCACCAGCCAAAGGACUUCACACAAGCUCAGAGGGUGUCUUACAACGUUCCCCUGGAGGCACGGAUGAAAGGAGUCCUACUGCGCUGGUGGCAACCACGCCACAAUGGAACAGGUCAUGAUCAGUGGGCUUUGGACCAUGUGGAGGUCGUCCUAGUAAGCACUCGCAAACAAAAUUACAUGAUGAAUUUUUCACGGCAACAUGGGCUCAGGCACUUCUACAACAGAAGACGAAGGUCACUUAGGCGACACCCAUGAAGAAUCAAAAAGAUUAUUUUUCCUUCCAACAUGUGACGUGUUGCUUUCCAUUCCUUUAAACCUCUCACCACAUCUGAUAUCAGGAAAUAUCUGUGAAGGACUUGGUGGUUAACAGAAAGCCCUUCUCCAGACCGAGUGUAUACCACUUUCCCACACUGUGAACUAAUGACAAGUGACUUAUUUGCUCAUAAGUAAAUGUCUCCAUGUUGAUGUGUCCGUGAAAAUUGUGAUCUGUUGUAAUAUCAGUUACAGUGGCAGUAUUGAAAAUAAGAAAUAGUUUAACUGAAAAAAAAAGUUUAAGCACAAAAAUUUAAGAGAUUUUAUGUUUAAAAUGGCAUUUAGCACAGUAUUUAACAUUCUUGGUCACAAAGCUAUUUAAGUGGACUGUAUUUCAGCUUUGUAUCAUGUUUUAUAUGAUUAAAUUAUCAUUGUUUGUCCUUUAUGUAUUCUCUUCUACAGUAUAACACAUUGAAACUGUAUUUACGUGUUAUGUUGCAAUAUUUUGCUGCUGAAUUUUGAUCUACUUAUAUUCUGCAGAAAGUUAAUUGAAAUACCUAUUCAAGAUAAUAGUUGUAAAGAUAUUGUAUCUCCUUUAAUAUACUCCUUAAAAUGUACGUUGAUCUAGCAUUGUUUUGUGGAUGAGAAAAAUGCUUGACCUUGAAAUAUUUUCUACUUAAAAAUUGUGUAUGAAGACCCUGUCUCCCACAAAGGAAUUCCCAUUUCCUUGUCUACAGAUUUCUUUUUUAAAAAGUGUUCUGUGGCUGAUUUACUAACAGUAACUGCCAUUUUGUGUCUGUAGUAACAAAGUGAUUUGUAAAACAGUGGAUGUUUUUUCAUUGUGUUCUCUUCGUGGGUUGUUUUUCCUGCGGGUCAUAUUCACAUCUUCUUUGGAUGAAGUGCAACCAACACCAGCAAGAUUAUAAUGGCCCCUGUAUCCCUGACCUCUCUAUUAGAAUAACUGAAGGCUGCACUCCAGGGUGAGCCAUGCUAAAAGCCCAUGCUUAAAUAAAAAUUAUGUCCAAAAGCCA